ACACACAUCUUGUCAAGUCAAUCUGUCAGUCGCGUCCGCAAAAUUAAAAUCCAUAGUGAUAAUGAAGCAAAAUAAAGAUAAAACCUAAUGUAUUUAAUAUCAUUGAAUUUUAUCUUCACACCCACGUGAAUAUUACAAACCUAAACUGUUAUUGUUACUCCAAUUCCAAUCCAGAUAAGCAUUGGCCAAACCAUAGUGGUACUUCUAAAAGGCACAAGUUUUUACAAUAUUGACUAUUUUAUUUGAAACGUCUCACCUACAUAAUGAUCAGUAUUUCGAACGCUUGCAUUAGUUUGUGUAUUCUUGUAGUUUUCGUCAACAUACGUGCUUCUUUGUCUCAAUACAGCAAGCCUUGGAGUGACAAAUAUGAGAGCAAUAAGUGUCCAAAACUAUACCCAAAGAAUUUUAUCAAUUAUGCCCCAGUAGGUAACCUGACUGCGGGAAAUUACUCAGAAAAAACAGGUCUGAAGGGUCUCCGGCAAUGUGUGAUGGCAUGCUGCCUAGAGGAGACCUGCAACAUUGUGUUUAUCUUUGAUUCCCGCUGCUUCCAUGUGGAGUGUGUGAGUGAUGAGCUGUGCUUGCCGCUGCUGCGGGUUGGGAGCCCCAAGUGGGAGUCCCAUGUCUCCAUGAUACUGGUCAAGCCUGUGCUGCCCAGUGAAAACUGGUCUGACAUCCUGGAUCAGUCCAGCUACAGAGAAGCAGGCAACAAUUAUUCCCCCGAGGAAGAGGUGUACUCCCCAUACACCAGGAACCAAAACCUCCUCACCGACGAUGAGGAAUCAAACUUCCUGUCGCAUUUCCUUAAUAAUCUACCAAUGGAGGAUGAUGAUAAUAGGCCGUAUGAUAAAUACAGGGAUAGUACUGACAACGAAUUGUUGGUGGAUGCAACUAGGUUCCUGGAAAAAGUACCUUGUGAGGUCGGAGUAUCAGACUGCCCUUUCAACUCUGAAUGCAUUCCGCUCGGACUGAAAACACGCAACGGCAUCUGCAAAUGCGUGCCCGGCACAGAAGAGAACGCACAAGGUGUGUGCGUACAGAUGUUGAGGCCUUACUCUAAGGGGCCUACCAUUCCUAUGGAUAGCAAGAAGAGUGGGGAGGUGUCGGAGAAAACAGACAUUAAAUCUGAAGCGCCUAAGACUGUUCAGAAUUUGACCGUCUCCAUCGUUUCUAAAACGGUCCAACUUCCAGACAAUGAAGUAACUUUAGCAGCGUAUACAAUUCCCGAUGAGAAGGCAACAAUGAGCCACUAUAACUAUGCGUGGACGCUAGUUGACCAGCCUAAUGGUGGAUUUACAGGCAACAUGAAUCAAAACGGCGCAACAGUAACUCUAACCGAGCUGACCGAGGGCCAGUACCGCUUCAAGCUGACGGUGAACGGCACGAACGCGUACGGCGAAGGCUUCGCCAACGUGACAGUGUUGCCGCCACUGAGAGUCAACACACCGCCGCAGGCGAUAGUGACGCCGCAGACACAGACGGUUAAGUUGCCGAAUUCGGUGGCGGUGCUCGAUGGCAGCGCCAGCAAGGACGACGACGCAAUAAUAUCAUGGCACUGGGAGCUGACAUCCGGCCCUAUCGGCUACCAGCCGCCCUUGGAAGACAAGCCCACGCUCGUACUGAAGGACCUCAAGCAGCCGGGGAACUAUACGUUCAAGCUGACGGUGGAAGACUCAGACCAUGUCAAGAACUCCACCACGGCCAACAUUACAGUGUUGAACCAUACCGACUACCCGCCGGAAGCUAAUGCAGGUCAAGACGUAAUAAUCUACCUCCCGAACAACAACCUGACCUUGAACGGGAGCCUGUCCACGGACGACCACGAGAUCACCUCGUGGGAGUGGACGAAGGCCGCCGAGGACGAAAACAAGGCGGUCGACAUGCAGAAUACUCACUCGCCUUACUUGCAGCUAUCAAACUUAUCGGAAGGCAUGUACACCUUCGUGCUUAAGGUGACAGACUCUUCGGGUCAGACGUCAGCCGCCGAAGUGCAUGUGUUCGUCAAGCCGCCGACCAACACUCCGCCAGAGGCCCGCGCCGGCCCCGACCAGUUCAUAUCCCUCCCCCAAACGUGGGUAACCCUCAACGGUUCGGCCUCGCACGACGAUCACCGUAUAGUCGCGUACACAUGGCGCUGCCUCGUCGGCCCCACUAACAGUACCAUCCUCAACUUCAAUGAGUCCAUCGCCAACGCGACCGGCCUCACGAAGGGCCAGUACGUUUUCUCGCUGACUGUACUAGACGAUAACGGGAAUUCCGCCUCGGAUAAUGUGACUGUCAAUGUGGCUCAGAACCAGAAUAGUCCUCCGAAAGCGAACGCGGGCGGCAACCAAGUACUGUACCUGCCUCUGCCGGUGCUUAUUCUGAACGGGUCGAAAUCAUCGGACGACUUUCGCAUCGUGUCGUGGAAGUGGACGCGCUCGGGCUCGGGCCUGGCCGCCGGCACCGUCAUACUAGACUCCGACAAGGAGCCUGUGCUUAUGUUAACGAACAUAGAGCCGGGCCGCUACGUGUUCGAGUUGACGGUGACUGACGACCAGGGCGACUCCGACAGAGACACCGUCAGCGUACAGGUGAAGCCAGAUCGUCUAGAACGCAACCUGCUAGAGAUGACCCUCAACAUUCCCAUAUCAUCCUUCACGCAAACACAGCUCGAGUCGCUCAUACAGAAAAUGACGCUGCUGCUGAAGGAUGACGUCAAGAUCAAUGUCACGGAGGUGCGCGGGGAAAUUGAUUCGGGGAACACACAGCUUAUAUUCUUCUUGUGGGAAAAUGGUCAAGCGAUGGAAGGCAUCCGCGCGCUGUCGCUGUCGCUCGCGGCGGCGGCGGCGGCGGGGCCCGAGGCGGCGGCGCGCGUGCGCACCACGCGCUGCCUCAGCACGUGCUCGGGCCGCGGCGUGUGCGACGACGCCUCGCGCACGUGCCGCUGCGACGCCUUCUGGAUGCAGAGCCUGCUCGCGCAGCUGCGGCCGCACCACGUGCCCGACUGCGAUUGGUCGGUGGUGUACGCGAGCCUGGGCGGCGUGGCGCUGCUGUGCGCGCUGGGCGGCGCCGGCUGGGCCGCGGCGCGCGCGCUGCGCCGCCUGUGCGCGCCGCGCCGCCCGCCCCGGAGACCCAAGUACCGGCUGCUGCCCCGAGCCGACCACGAGGACAAGCCGUUCACUGCCAAAGACCUGUCCGAGUCGGAGACUGAAUCGGACGUGUUGUUCGAGAGCAAGAGUAAAACCACAUCUUUCGCGACGCGACUCAUGAACGGCGAGGCGCCGCACACUUACAAGAAGAACGGGCAUUACAAGGGCACCAGGAAAGUGAAGACGUAGCUCAGAAGUUACGUGGUGGCGCGGGCGCGAGCACAGCUGUGUUGGAUACUUUGAUACUUACGCGACUACGGACGACAGGACGGGUAACGUCUAGCUGCCUAAUAGGACCUUUACAUCAGUGGCAGUCUGUAUAGUGCGAUUGAAAUGUAUGUAUCUGAAGGCCUCAGAAAACAUUCGACAAUUUCUAGAAAAAUGUGUUUGUAAUCGAACCUCAAUUUGUCAUUAGCGCGAGAUAAACACGACCUUAUUAAACCUGGUUGAAUGACUACUAUAAAAAUAGUAUAUAUGAUCAGUGAAAGCGCUGUUUUGCCUUCAUGUCAAAGGCUAAUUUAGAAAAAAUGCGUGUUUUCGUAUUAACAAAAACUAUACAUCGCUAGGUUUAAUAGACAGAAAAUGAAAAGAAAAGCGUUAAACGUUGUGAAAACAAUGAAAUAAAAUAACACAGCACCCACGUGAGUCGUUAUUGAAAAAUAUAUGAGAAUAUUUAGCUAGAAUUAGGUAUCACAUAGAUAAUUUUGUUAAAUAAUUAUCAAGCCAUAGACAAGUGAGGUAAUAUGUAAAAAUGAUGAUCUAUGUCAUUGUAUAUUUUGGUGUGAUUAUGUAUUUAUCUCAUAUGUAGGCUUCUCAGUUAUUACCACUGGUAAUACUUGGUGGUAACUAGUGGGAAUAACGUAAAAUAUCUCACUAGUCGUCAGUUUUGUGUUUGGUGCAUUAAAAUGUAAUAAACACAUAAACUUACAUAAAUCAAAUGUAUUUAGAAAAAUUAUGUGCAACAAAAUAAAAUGUGCUGUAUGUAAGAUUCAGUAUGAUUAAAUUUAAUAUUGUUUUACGUGCGAUUCUCUUGCUAAUAAUUUAUAUAUUUUACAAAAUGAGUAUAUUUACAUUCCAGUACUUAAUACAUAAUUUAUUUUUUUAUUUUACUAGUAUUUAAAGCCUUUUUUACUCGGCUACCGCAUGUUUUUGUCACUGUGACUUUUUAAAUAUAAAUAAGUGAAUCAAUGUACUUAGGACAUACAUACAUUAGAUUAAGAAUAUUUAUCAUUUAAUUUUAAUUAUACACAUUGAAGUAUCGAAGUUGCCGUGACUAAAAUAUUGACUAUGUAUUAUGUAUCUACUUUAAACAUACUUUAGAUAUUGUUUUAAAAUCCCAAACAUAAUUAUGUGAUGUUAUGAUGUAACAACUAAUGAUAGACUAAAUUUAAGGCAUAUUCUCUUUUACCAACAAUACAUAUUUUAGUAAUUACUUGCAUUGCAUAUACUCGCAACCUACAUAAUGAUAUGCCGUAAAGCUAUCUUAGAUAAUGACAGAAGGAAAACAGUAUAUAAAUUAACCCUUCGUAUGUCUAAGCACUGACCAGUGCGAACGAAUUUAAACCUAUUGUAUUAUACAAAGUUCGUUUUAAUUCGUACGCACUGAUCAGUGCUUAGAUAGAUGAAAGGUUAAACGCAGUAUAAUUAACAAUAAAAAACAGUAUUGCUUUAAAAUAAUAAAAUUAAUAAAUGUUACAAGACUAUUUUACACAGACGGAACUAGAAAAACAAACUUUCAAAAGCUAUUUACGCCAUCUACCGUACGCCUCUCUCAGGAAACUACUGCUGUAUUUACAAUGUUUAUGUUUUUUUAGGUCACAUUCCAGUACAUAUUACUAAAAUCCAUUUUGUAUGAAAUAGGUAUAAAGGUGCCACGUAUUACGCACUCAACUACUUGUUUUGUGUAAGUAUAAGACUAAGAGUAAAGGUUUUUUUUAAGGGUUGCACUGAUAACAAAAACACUGUAUAUUCAUAAACAUACGUCGGACUCCAGCGGGCAUUUUCGUGGCAUGUCAGAAUGAUAGGUAAGGUUCGCAAAUCAAUCAAUUCACUUUCGAGUAUUUGUACCUAGUAUUUGGUACCUAGUACAUAGAUAUGCAAAUUAACAAAUAAAGCAAAUCUUUCUAUUGAUUAGGCGGCACUCUACCAACAAAUAUAAGUAUGAACAACAGUCAUAAUGACGCAUGUCAGCUAUUUAUUUGUUUUUUAAGUGGCCACUUCAGUGGGCUAUCAGUCAUCACUUCAAAGAGUAUUUACACAUUAAAGAUGAAUAAAUGAUAACGGGUAACUAAUUUAAUUAACUAUGUUACAAAUAGAUUUUUUUGUAAACCUUACUUUGCCCUCAAACUGCCCCCUAUAGUCCGACGUUUGUUCAUAAAUAUCGGUGUCCAGUGGCCCGGUACAUUGACACCGAGAGGUAAUAUAUGUAUAAGUAUUUUAUUUGUAAUAUACCGGCUAAAUACCUAUCCAUAAUAUCAUAAGAAUAGAUGUAGAUUUGAAUUUCUAGUACAGUCGACCUUAAAAGUCGUGGAAUGUUUUAGCACUUUGUCAUUUGUGCGUUACUGCGAUAAAGGGCUGAAGCACUGUACCUAGGGGCAUUUGCACAAAUAUGAAUCUAGACUAUAAUACCAAUAUAUAUAUAUUAACCAGUCGACCGUCGACGUUAACAGAAUAACAGAUGUAUCAAAGUACUCGUAAACGCCUAAUUAUUAAGUAACUAUAAGAUUACUUAUAAAAUUCCGUUAGUAAAAAAUACAGUUGUAAGAUUAAGAUAUUUAGUGAUCUGUAUUUUUACUAAAGGGGCUGUACAAAAUGUUGGCUAUGAUGAUGCUAUGGAGUCUAUGGAUAAUGCUAUGAAGCACAUAUAAAAAGAACAUGAAACAGCUGUUUAAAUUGUGUUGUAUUAAAAUGAUAGUUUUUUUUUAUAUCCCUAAAUUUCUGAGAAAUUGACAUAAUUUAUUGCAAGCAAAAUCAAUUUAAUUUCGAAAUUCAGUUCUAGUCCUAUUAAUAGUGAUAAUAUUUUAUCAUUAUGCGUUACUAUUUUUCUACAGUGCAAUAUUUGUUAAAAGUAAUUUUUAUUUUUUAUUUAUCGAAGACUAUGUGAAUGAUUUUUUUUUUGUUUACGUCGAUGUCAUAUGAAUAGAUAGUAUUUUUUAUUGAAGUAGCUUUAAAGUGCAAUGUAUUUUAUAACGGGCCAUUUUAUUUAUUUGUACUGUACACUACACUUUUUUCUUUCUGGAUAUUUUUACGUUAUUUCGUUUGAGAAUCACGAGCUAUUUCUAUCGUAGGAGGGAAUAAAAAUCCAUUCCGUUGUCAUGUUUCAUAGAGUUUGUGUUAGUUUCUAUUGUGGUAACGGAAUGGAAGGGUCGAAAAAAGUAUAGAAAUUUUAUUUAAAAAAACUGUAAUUAACCUUUUGGCCGCCGGACCUAGUCCGCAAAGACGCUCACUCACACGCCAGAGUAAAUUUUAAGUAAACAACUAAUAAAAAGUUUAGGGAUUGCAAAUUGUGAUAUCGAUAUUUACAAUUUAUGGUAAAAAUCUUCUCAAUUUGGCUUUGUUCUUAACCAACUUUAAUUUAUUUCGAGAAUGCCAAAAAUUAACAUAUUUUUUACACACGACAAUGUUAAAAAUAAAGGUCUUUAUCAUUAAAAACAACCACUAAACAAUAUCGAUUCAUGACGUAAUAUCACCGCACUAAGCUCUACGAGAAGUCUUGUAUACAUGACAACGGCGCGUAUGGACUGCCCGCAGUGCAGACCGACAAGGACCGUUUCCGCGCGGAUUAAGUAAUAAUAGUCUCUAGGUCAACGGCGUAAGCGCUUGUCGGUACGUAAACUUUAUAAGCGUUAGGUUAGAGCCGCGCAUGGUGUGUCGAUAAUAUAAAUGUACCGGAACUGCAUUGGGGAAAAUGACACGUGGGUUGAAUUGUCAAUGAGUGAAGAACAAUAAUAUUGGAAAAGGGUGGGGAUCAGAAAUGUUCGGGAAUGCAUGUUUCACAUUCGACAUGUUCCUUAGAAGAGCUUGUCAGUUCCCGUAUUACACCCUCCCUACCAUAAUAUUUUUUCGUCAAUUUCAAAUACAUAGGUAACAUUCUCAUGGUUAGGCGACACUGACUAGUCCGGGCGUCCGCCUGUAGGUACCAUUCUUGUGCGAAGCGGUCACUGCAGGGUAUCACUCCCCACUAUACUGCAAAACGUAAUUCAAGACCAAAAAAAGUACCAUUGCAAUAAUUUGUUUGUAAAAUAGUAAAUUCCUUUUGAUAAAUAAUCACGCUCAGAUAAUUUAUUCCUUAGUAAUUUUACUCCUACUAUUUAAUAAAGUACUUUUAUUUAUUUAUUUGUACAUAAAUACAAGACGCGCUAGUAAAAAGUGGCAACAUUUCUUACUUUUUUUGGUCUUGAGUUACGUUUUGCAGUAUACACUAUCAUCUCAAAAUGAAUCAUUUGUUCUGCAAAUAGACCACAAGGACAGAUUUACUUGUCUGACUCUACUAUGGACAGCUGAACAAGUUCCCUGAACUCCGGAGUUAUGCCUGUCUCUCUCUCGUUUAACGUAUUCUAGUUACUAGUUAUCACCAAUUGGCAUUUAACAGAUGUUCAAAUGCUUAAAUAAAACCAGAUUGGCCACUUGAUAUUUAAUUUGAAUAUUCUCUAGAGAUGCACCGGAUAUUCGGUUACUAUCCGGUAUCCGGCCUAUCCAGCCAGUAUUUUAAUAUCCGGCCGGAUACCGGAUAGUACCAUUGCUUGAUUUUGGAGUAAACAAAUUGGAUUUAAGAAACAGUCACGGUCAUAAUCGUACUUGAUUAUUAUUUUAAAACAAUUUAGAGAUUCCACUGACUUCGAACUCAUUUCGAACCUAGAAAUGUGUCCGCGCGAACGUUCACUUAGAAACAGGUCAAAACUGCAGAAUGCGCACCUGAAAAACCGAAAUGUAGGUGCAGCUCCGCUGGCCGAAUAUUCGGCGGCCGGAUACCAGAUAUUCGGCCGAUGGUCAGGCCGAAUAUCCGGUAUCCGGCCAAACAACAAAUCCGUUGCACCUCUAAUAUUCUCAUAUCGAGUUAACAUUCCCAUCCCUAGCUGUCUUGUACAGUCAGCAUCAGAUAUACCUGAGCGGGUAAGGUGUCCAAGAAAACAUAUACACUUCAAUCGUCACAAAAAUAAGGACAUCUAAGUUGUCAUUUUAGCAUAGGCUUUCAGUUCGUCACAUAUAUCUUAACUUCUGAGUUUUUCUUUAACACAUACACCCUUAUUUAAUCACAAUGACAAUAACGGUUAGAAACUCAGUGGUAACUAAGCACUCAAAUUCAAGCUGCUGUCAUUAAUACCUACACGCACUGCCAAUCACGUACGUCAGCAGCCAGGGUGCCACCAGUUGCUAAGCAGUUGUUAUUUCAAUGGUAACUAAGCAUCAACAUUUUAUCUGUUUAACUUUUUAAAAAAUACUGUAGCAGCUACGAAUUGACACCUCCUUUCUUAAAGAAGUAUUUUAUCGUCAAGUGUCAAACUUAGACAAUAAAUAAGUAGGUUUUACGAGAAUCAUAGGUUUUUUUUAUUUUACCUGUCAUAGGCGGCCGUUCUUCCAAAUCGUAGAGCAUAUUAUAUGUUAAUAUAUUCAUUUAGCCCGCUUAUUGUACUAAAAUAUACUAUAUAGUACUAAAAUACGAUGCUCCGAAUCGAUCAAAGAACGAAGGAGAAAAUAAUAGAAUUGAAACUUAACACGUUCUCUGUCCCAAUCUGACAUGUAAACCUUAUGGCUUUGUAAUAGAGGCUAGCCGUUAAAACCAUCACUGCCAUGCAUAUACACCUACGUAAUAUGCUAACUGUUGACCAUAGGAAUGACGAAUUUUGUUUUUACAACUUAGCAGAGAGGAUAGAGUAUACGGAGUUAUAUACAGUAUGUAUAAGAACGAAAGGCCAAGAAAGAGACCCAUUAAUAUUUAGGUCAUACUGAGCAACUUUUACUAUGGGAGCAACCCCGAAACCCCGGAAAAAAAUUACUCUCCCAUAGAAAAUUUCAACAUCAGACCAGCAAAAUGUAUGAAACUUCCAAGUAUUUUUCCGCGUUUUCGGGGUUGAUCCCAUAGUAAAAGUUGUUCAGUAUGACCUAAACAUUAAUGGGUCUCUUUCUUGGCCUUUCGUUCAAACUAACGUUGAUACAUACUGUAUAUCUUUGAACUUAUUGUUAGUAUAACCAGUAUAACGUAGCAGUAAACAUCAAAUGGCAUUCCGCACAGGAGUAAUCUAAGGAACGCUUACUGCGGGUUCAAACCUACAACGUCCUGUUAGAAAGUCGUACAUACUCUACAUGUGACAUAUCUCCAAAAAACAUAUAAACUUAUGCGAAAUUAAUAUAAAACUACAAAUUAAUAAUAGAAAUGAAACCAAAAAAAAAAGCUGUAAUCUCUAGGUGCGUCCGACUCAGAUUUGAACCCGCGGUCUCUGCUUUGAAAAGCAAACGCCUUAGUCACAAGACCACAACGUGCCUUGACAAUUGGCUCUAAAUUCGGCUUCAGUUAGCUUUCGCUAUGUGUCACUCAUUCGUUUUGAUGAUUCUAUUCAAUAAAAGAAAUAGUUUUCAGUAAGCUGACUGACAGGCCUCUGUCAAUGGUUGAAGGGCAAAACGUGAGAUAGAUGUAUGUGAUGACAAGACUGUACUGCUUUCGAUGAUUGUCAAAACGCUUUACCUGAAAUUAGCAUUAGCUACUAUUCAUUCAAUAUACGACCAUACAUGUAUGCUUUAAACGUCUAUUUUUCCAUAUUGUUCAUAUAUAUUUGACACGUUGACCGCUUAGAUACCAAUGGUUUUUUGACAGUUAAGGUAUCAAUGAUUUGUUGUAAGUGUAGAAAUUAAUGAAUAGCGACUGUUAAGAUAUUUGUGACAUGUUGAGCGCUCACAAGUAAAUGCUACCAUGACAGUCAACAACUUUUUGACAGUUUAAACGUUUACCUCUCUUUGAGCACCUGGAGUGUAUAGCGACUUCUGCUGCUGACUGUAUACAAGACAACGGCGACGAGGAACAUGAAAAACGUUGAAAACUGGAGCAAUUUUUUUGAUUGCCUUAUUAUAAAAGAAUGGAUUUAUUUAUCUGCUUUGAAUGCAAUUAUUUUAAAAAUCAAAGACCUAAAACAUUAACACGAGUGUAAAAAAUACUACAAUUGAUGUUUUUUCACAUUUACCGAGCGGUUGAAUUUGUGUCUUGUAUACAAGACAGCGGCGCCAAUGUAUCGUUCUAUCGUUGUCUUGUAUACAUGCCAACGGCGGUCAAAGGGUUAAAGUGUAGUGUUGUAGGUAGAUAAAUAUUUAAAUAAAAUGUCCCACUUAAGGUUCGGUUCACAGAUUUUACUAAGUAUUUUUCUUUAUUAAAUGAGGCUUUUCAAAAUGCG
Cydia fagiglandana is the source of this 10510-nucleotide messenger RNA. RefSeq names its product dyslexia-associated protein KIAA0319. The record is from RefSeq and is a predicted model, not a curated record. The coding region runs from base 264 to 3317 and encodes 1017 amino acids. Gene Ontology annotation, molecular function: protein binding. The transcript has 17 exons. Gene Ontology annotation, cellular component: membrane; cytoplasmic vesicle. Gene Ontology annotation, biological process: neuron migration. NCBI's taxonomy places the organism in Eukaryota, Metazoa, Arthropoda, Insecta, Lepidoptera, Tortricidae.